This is a messenger RNA of Aaosphaeria arxii CBS 175.79, 1636 nucleotides long. RefSeq names its product putative salicylate hydroxylase. Bases 315 to 1616 code for a protein of 433 amino acids. Gene Ontology annotation, biological process: secondary metabolite biosynthetic process. The record is from RefSeq and is a predicted model, not a curated record. Lineage: Eukaryota; Fungi; Ascomycota; Dothideomycetes; Pleosporales. The transcript has a single exon. Gene Ontology annotation, molecular function: FAD binding.
GAUUGUAGAUCCUUCUAGUACCUGUUUCAUUGAAUCCCCGAAGUCAGUGUUCGCUGGAUUUAUAUACUCUUUGAUACGGCUGGAGUGUUGUAUAUGUUUAUCUCACACGAAAGAACAAAAUUGUUGAUCAAAACAACACAUUGAUUGUUUCGUUCGGUUCUGUUUUGUUCGGUUGUCUCAAGUCGUCUUAUCGCUUCUUUAAAUUAUUGUUGUGUCGGAGCCGAGGAAUCCUUAUCUUCAGCACUCAUUUUUCGCAUCAACGGCGUUGAGCAAUCGUUAUUGGGACGUGCAGUUUUCCAUUAUUAUUUUCGACCAUGGCCAGCGAUUCGUUCGAGGUAGCCAUCGUAGGAGGUGGUAUAAUAGGUGUGAUCACCGCUCUCGGACUACAGCGCCGAGGCAUCAAAACGACUAUCUACGAGCGAGCCCCCACGUGGCACGAGGUCAGCGCAGGGUUCGCGUUUACUCGGGCAGCCCGGGAGUGCAUGGAGCGGAUAGAGCCCAGACUGGUAGAGGUCCUGGGCAGCAUCAGCCAAAAGACGGACGCCAACACCUGCAACAGCUACUGGGAUGGGUACCACCCGCGGACACUGGAGGAAGCCGAAGAUGAGACCAAGUCGCUACUCUUUCGUACCCCAACCCAUAACAUGGACUAUUGGGGCUGCGUACGUUCCCAAUUCCUGCAUGGCAUGGCUGCCCUACUGCCUGAAGGAUCGGUCCAAUUCAAGAAGCAGCUCGCGAGCUAUGAGGAUGACGACAAAAAUGGCAAGGUCGUCCUAAAUUUCGACGAUGGCAGCACAGAAAAGGCUGAUGUGUUGGUGGGAUGCGAUGGCAUCCAUUCCGCUACCCGCAGAGCUAUGUUCGGUGCCGAUCACCCAGCUAGCGAGCCUGUUUACGCACACCAAGUCGCCUACCGAACCAUGGUCCCCAUAGAUGUUGGCGUUGAAGCCCUUGGUAGUAAAACGGCUGUGAGCGCCUGUAUUCAGACUGGACCGGACGCGGCCAUACUGUCGUAUCCCGUCAUGAGCGGAACUGUGCUCAACAUUGCUGUUUUUGCCCAUGAUUUCGAGCCAGAUAGUUUCCCCGACCCCACCAGAAUGGUUGCCCCUGCGAAACGCGAGGAACUCCAACGUCUCCUCGAGGGAUUUUCUCCACACCUCGCCAACAUCUGGAAGGUAUAUCCCGAAGAUAGUCUCGUGAAGUGGGGACUAUUCGAUACAGCCAGCAACCCACCCCCAACAUACGCUCAGGGACGCGUGUGUAUCAUGGGCGACGCCGCACAUGGUAGCACUCCGUUCCUAGGUGCGGGUGCCUGCACUGGAGUCGAAGAUGCCCCCGUGCUCUGCACGAUGCUGGAAUUUGUACAGCAGAAUAAAAGAACGCCACAAAGCGCAAGUGGAGACAAUUUAUUGAGAGAGUCACUCCAGGCGUACAGUCGGGCGAGAAUGGAGCGUGGUCAAUGGGUCGCCCGGAACUCACGGGAGAUAGGUGACUGUUACAUGUGGCGAUUUGGUCCAACAGGGCGCGACACCAAGAAAUUUAACGAAAAGCUUAGCAAAGCGUAUCAUUACAUCACAAACUACGACGUCUUGGGCGCAGUGGAAAUUCCGGCUUGCUGAUUUGAGAAGAUGGGGUAUGG